GAGCGCCGUGCGGCCAUUGUGGCCGGGGCAGCGGGAGGCGGCGGCCGCGGCCGGGGCCGCUCCGAGCCAGAUCUUGAACACUUCACCAGGUCCUGGAGAGAGAAAACUACAUGACACUACACCAUGACUGACAGUAAAUGUGAUAGUCAGUUUUACAGUGUUCAAGUUGCAGAUUCAACAUUCACUGUGCUAAAACGUUACCAGCAAUUGAAGCCCAUAGGAUCAGGGGCACAGGGCAUUGUUUGUGCUGCCUUUGAUACAGUCCUUGGAAUCAAUGUUGCUGUGAAGAAGCUGAGUCGUCCUUUUCAGAACCAAACCCACGCAAAAAGGGCCUACAGAGAGCUCGUUCUUCUAAAAUGCGUCAAUCACAAAAAUAUAAUUAGUUUAUUAAAUGUAUUUACACCACAGAAGUCACUAGAAGAAUUUCAGGAUGUGUAUUUGGUUAUGGAGCUGAUGGAUGCAAAUCUGUGCCAGGUUAUUCACAUGGAAUUGGAUCAUGAAAGAAUGUCCUAUCUGCUUUACCAGAUGCUGUGUGGUAUCAAGCAUCUCCACUCAGCUGGUAUCAUCCACAGAGAUUUGAAACCCAGCAACAUAGUAGUAAAAUCAGAUUGUACCCUAAAAAUCCUUGAUUUUGGACUGGCAAGAACAGCAUGUACUAACUUUAUGAUGACUCCAUAUGUAGUAACACGGUAUUACAGAGCACCAGAGGUUAUCCUUGGAAUGGGAUAUAAGGAGAAUGUCGAUAUCUGGUCAGUUGGGUGCAUCAUGGGAGAAUUGGUGAAAGGUUGUGUGAUAUUCCAAGGCACUGAUCAUAUUGAUCAGUGGAAUAAAGUUAUUGAACAAUUAGGAACACCAUCAGCAGAGUUCAUGAAGAAACUGCAGCCUACAGUGAGGAAUUAUGUAGAAAACAGGCCAAAAUAUCCUGGUAUUAAAUUUGAGGAGCUCUUCCCAGACUGGAUAUUUCCAUCAGAAUCUGAUCGUGACAAGUUAAAAACCAGCCAAGCUAGAGAUUUAUUGUCAAAAAUGCUUGUAGUAGAUCCAGACAAGAGAAUUUCUGUAGAUGAAGCCUUACGUCAUCCUUAUAUUACUGUCUGGUAUGAUCCAGCUGAAGCAGAAGCUCCUCCACCUCAAAUCUAUGAUGCACAAUUGGAAGAAAGAGAACAUGCAAUUGAAGAAUGGAAAGAAUUAAUAUACAAAGAAGUAAUGGAUUGGGAAGAAAGGAGCAAGAAUGGUGUGGUAAAAGAUCAGCCCUCAGCACAGAUGCAGCAGUGAAUAGCAACACCAGCCCUUCCCAGUCAUCAUCUAUCAAUGACAUUUCAUCCAUGUCAACAGAGCAAACCUUGGCCUCAGACACAGACAGCAGCCUCGAUGCCUUGACAGGACCCCUCGAAGGAUGUCGAUGAUCAGCCGUGAUUGCAGACCUGACUUUGGAAAAAAAAAAAAAUGUAUCUCUUGUUUCCAUUGGGCCUGAAUUGCUUGUAAGUUAAUGGAACCAAGUAGAAAAAAAACUCCAUGUUCUGCAUGUUCUGCUAAAGUAAUGCCUGUUUUUUUUACUCAGUUGUUAUGAAAUUGCCUGCUUAAUGUUGUAGAAUGAAAGCAAAUCAAUGUCUAAAGAACAAAAAAAAAAAAAAAAUUGAAUUUAGACACUAUUAUAGGCUUUUCUUUGUUUCAGCCUAUUUCAGGUGAGCAGUUACAAUAGGCCUUUAGUCAAUAACUCCUCUUCAGUGGGUUCAUCAAUCUUCAGUCCCCACUGGCAGGCUUCUGUGACACAGUGGUUGUUUACAUUUUAGUACAGUAUUGCUCAUUAAUAGGUUUCUUGAAUGUAUAACCUCUAUGAAAGUUUGUUUUAGUGUGUGACUGUGGCAGUUUGCUUUAUUUAACUGGAGUGUUGUAUGUAAGUGUGAGCUCACAUGUUGAAUGCUCUCAGUUCUAUCUUUAAAGGGCACUCAUUCUUCCACAUAGCACUUUUUUUUUUUUUUCAAUUGAGCCCUUUCUGUCUUCCCUUUCCAACUGCUCUAUCUUCUUGUUGAAGAGAUAAAUGUGAAGUUUGAAGAAUAUAGCCACGACUUUGUAUUUCACCUGUGAGUAUGUGUCUCGUAACUUCUUCAGGUUUUUUUAGUGUGGAUGGAAGAUACAGUGGCUUCAAUAAAUCUGGAGGAAGGAUGAGUGACUUUUCUGUGGAGCAGUGCCUGUUUGGAGGAGGAGAGUGUGCUAAAAUGUUCUGUAUUUUCUAGCUUGUGAUACUGGUCCUUUAACAAACAUAAACAGAGAAGGAAAUGAUAUCUGUGAUGCUCUUCAUUCACUGCAAGCUCUGAUAAAAGGAGAGAUGAACUGGAGAGACUUGCAGCCUGGAAAAGCUGCAUAAAUAUUUUCCAUUUUUUUAAUGGGUCCACUCUAUCUAUUGAGUAAUUAAAAGAAAUGAAACUACCAUAGUUUUGAGUCACUUGUAAAUUUAAGUAUUCAGUUAAGAGAGCUCAGCUCUGUUAAACCUCUCUAUUUGUCCAGGGGAGGGAAAUCAUCCUUAAUACAUAUUUUCUAAGUACAGUGUCAGAGAAGAGGAGGAUGUUAUUUGCUGUUUCAGUUCAGACUUACCAAUACAGUUUUCAGAAUCAGA
Molecule: messenger RNA, 2614 nt
Organism: Empidonax traillii (willow flycatcher)
Lineage: Eukaryota; Metazoa; Chordata; Aves; Passeriformes; Tyrannidae
Gene: MAPK9
Product: mitogen-activated protein kinase 9
Exons: 12
Coding region: 124-1272 (382 amino acids)
Biological process (GO): JNK cascade; protein phosphorylation
Cellular component (GO): nucleus; cytoplasm
Molecular function (GO): JUN kinase activity; ATP binding
Source: RefSeq, a predicted model, not a curated record